AUGGCCGCCGCCUGCGCAGCGCCGCGCACUAAGCUCGCCACGGGCGACCGACAGCCGUCGGAGGCGCUCGGCGCCGCGGCCACGCCGCUGCGCAGCUCCCGGCUGCGGGCCGAGGCGGCCACGUUUGUGCCCGGCGCGCGGGCCGUUGCCGCCGCGCCCGCCCCGCGCCCGGAGGUGGCAUGGACCUCGUCAGGCCCUGCUGUGGUGUCCGUGCGUUCUAUGCAACACAAGGGUUGCGCUGUGGUCCUCCUUCGCAACAGGGAGGUGCUCGAGCGGAGCGUGCGGCAGAGCGUCGCGGUGAUCGACGGCGUUUGUGCGGAGGUGCGGCGGCACUCGCGGCGGCCCAGGGACGGCGAGGAGCCAGCCGGCGAGGGCGAGUCGCAGGGCGUCUUCGUCGCGUGGGGCAACCGCGUGGCUCGGAAGCUGGGCAUCAGUGACGAGGGCAUCGAGGCCUACUUCAACGGGCUAGUGGGCAAGCCUUGCCCGGAGGGGCUCGAUCCGGAAGCGCCUUUCGAGGAGUGCUUCCAGAGCUUCCCCCUCUCGUCCUCUGGGCCGCUGCCCCUGAACAUGCGCCCCGGGCACCAGGAGGCGACGAAGGAGCAGCUCCUGGAUGGCCCGCACGGCGCACCCGAGAAGGUGCGGGAGCUGUGGAGGGCCAAGGAGCGCCUGGACGCACUCUGGGCGCGUCCGCCGCCGCCGAUGGGCCGUUCGGUGAUGCAGCGGGUGGCGCGCGACCAGCUCUUCCCGCACUCCGGGGGCGCGGAGGGCAAGAACGGCGAGAACCGCGCCGGCGACAAGCUGGCCGAGUUGGCAGAAGCGACUGGCCUGCUCGCGGAUGUCCCCGUGGGCGCCGCGUUCCUGGACCUCUGCGGCGGACCUGGAGCGUGGUCGCAGUUCCUCCUGGGCCACCGCCACUUGAAGUUCCGCGGCUACGGGCUCACGCUCAGGAGCGGUGCCGGCAGCGCCAGCGACUGGAAGUCUGAAGAAAAGGACGACUGGUACGAGGAGCUGUACUCGAGGCAAGACUGGCGGGCGAUUUGGGGCAAGGACGGCACAGGCGAUUUGCUCAAGCCGGGGAACAUUGAGCACGCAGGCGCCCAGCUCUGGAAGGCUGGCGGCGUCUUCCUCUGCUUGGCCGACGGAGGCUUCAGCGACAGCGCCAUCCCAGCGAACCAGCUGGAGCUGUAUUUUUACCGCCUCCUGGUGGCAGAGCUCCUGAUGGCAAUGCGCUGCCUGCAGCCCGGAGGCCGCUUCGUGUGCAAGCUGUACAGCGCCUUCUCGCCCGCCACGGCCGCGCUCCUCUUCCUGACCACCCGCGUGUUCGACUCCGUGCGCGUGGUCAAGCCGAAGUCCUCCAGGGUUGCCGGCAUCGAGCGCUACCUCGUGGCCUCCAGGUUCCUCCCUGGUCCCGAGGAGCAGGCAGUGCGGCGUGCGUUAGAGCGCUCGCUCGCCGUGCCGGGUGGCAUCAUGGACAGGCCUUUGCUGACCCCCAUCGUCGACCCGGUGGAUCUGGCCAGGGACGACGGCUUCCUUGCACAGCUGCGCGACAUGGCGACGACCCUCUGCGAGAGGCAGACGCAGGCUAUCGACGCGAUCACGCAGAGGGCUGAGCAUCUGGAGGCCGUAGCCCUCGAGGCCCUGUCGCAUUCCGAGCUCGCCGACAACGACCCCUGCUGGGUGGAGGACCACAGCGAGCGGCGGCGUGAUGGUCGCAGGGGCGCCAGGCGCUGA
Messenger RNA from Prorocentrum cordatum, 1731 nucleotides. Lineage: Eukaryota; Dinophyceae; Prorocentrales; Prorocentraceae. The record is from the annotation of a GenBank genome assembly.